UCACCACUCUGAAGGGCACAUUCUCAUUGGUCAGUUGUCGUGUGUGCGCUUUGUGGUAACAAAACAAGCACGUUAUUGGUCGGUUUCACAUGUCUGCCGAUGUACCGAGUUUAAAGGGGAGAUUUCUUUCGUAACACCGCUGUUUAUGUCCCCUCUUUACUGCCGGGUCAUUAGGGGAUUUGUUGCCACCGCCAGCUUUUACUCACACACGGUGAAACUGGAAACGAGGCUAGCUAGCGCCGCAUCCAUCCGAUCCGUACCCGGGGCUAACAGAAGCUAAAGGUAGCUAGCAGCUGCUCAGCGGUCGCAGGUAAUUCGAAUCCACGUUAAAAUGGGUGAGGAAAUAAACGACAACACCAUCAACGAGAGCAACGGGUGUGCAAGUAACAGCAACGCGGAAGUGAACGGCGAAACAGUGGGCAGCGAUGUCAAAUAUCACACGUUAGAGGAAAUAAGAGAGCACAACAUGAGCAGUGACACAUGGCUCAUCAUCCACGAUAAAGUAUACGACAUCACAAGUUUCCUUGAAGAGCAUCCAGGAGGUGAGGAGGUCUUACUGGAGCAGGCAGGUUCAGACGCCACAGAAAGCUUCGAAGAUGUGGGUCAUUCCACAGAUGCGAGGGAGAUGCUCGAGCAGUACUUAGUCGGGGAGGUUCAUAUGGACGACAGGAAAAAGGAGCCUGCUAAGGUGGAAAAUGAAGCAAAUUGUGGAGAGUCCAGCUCCUGGACCAUGUGGUUGAUACCUGCUAUUGGUGCAGUGGUUGUUGGUGUCAUGUAUCGAUUCUACAUGGUUGAACACAAAUCAUCUUAAGUGCUGGCAUUCUUCUUUUCAUCUGGAGGCCUUGAAAUCUUUGACCAAAUCCUCCUCGUACUAAACGCACACAAUUUGGAGUGUCUGCAUCCCCUGCAACGAGAAAAAAGGAUGGGGGGGGCAGUUUGAUAAAGUACUUUUAUCCUUGUCCGUCUACAUAGAGUGCACGAAAUAGACAGUUGGGCAGAGUCUUCAUUAAAUUGUCUGCCUUCAGUCCCUCUUUGAAUUUCAUUGUCACUAUGCCUGUUUUCAUUCAUGUUAAAUAUUGUCUUUGAGUUUAACCUUCAUGUGCAUUCGACUCAGUUCGGUUAGUGUAUGGUCACCAGCCAUUUGUGUGCUCAGAGAAAGGUUUAACGUGCUCCACCAUUACAGAGACACGAACUGGAAUAAUGUUUGAGGAAAUGUUAAGUAUGCAAAAUGAUUGAGGUCAGGAUAAUGGCUCACAGUGACCAUUUUUUUUACACUGAAUUGUAACUUCACAUGCAUUUUCUAAGUUUUAAUAAAGUGAAAAAUAUGACAGCUACCUGACGCUCAAUAAGAACAGUGAAUUUAUUCCAUUCACUUCUUCAUUCAUUCACAACUCUGCUCGAUUGCAUUUAUCAGCGGGUUGUGCGUCAUCUUUCCAACUAUGUAAAUGCAAUGUCAAGUAUUUA
Messenger RNA from Paralichthys olivaceus (Japanese flounder), 1464 nucleotides. RefSeq names its product cytochrome b5 type B (gene cyb5b). Lineage: Eukaryota; Metazoa; Chordata; Actinopteri; Pleuronectiformes; Paralichthyidae. The record is from RefSeq and is a predicted model, not a curated record. Gene Ontology annotation, molecular function: heme binding. Gene Ontology annotation, cellular component: intracellular membrane-bounded organelle; membrane.